UCCAUCUGUUGGCAUCUAGAAUCGAUUGUUUUGGUUUUGCCCUGUGGCCCCGACCCCCUCACGCUAUCGUCACGCGCUGCCUCCAAUCUACGGCUUCCUUGAUAUCGGACCCCCGUCUGAUACCCGGUCGCUGGUAAUUCUUCACAACGCUGGCAUAACUCCGCCAUGGGCACUCCAGUGGAGGGACAGCCUUCACUGGAAGGCCAUGGACCUCCGCAGCAGUAUGGUUAUGAACCCCACGGCCAGGGUCUGGCGCGACAACCCACCGACCCUUCAAACCUGCACUCCGAUUCCAGCGGACCAUCGCAAAGGCAGCUUAAUCAACUGAACCGCUCACAGACAGACCCAUUGGAACAAGAUCAGCUACAAGUUGGCCCGCGAGAGAAACCUAGGGGGCGGAGCUCGAAGAUAUGUGGGAAAUGCGGCCAACCAUUGACGGGCCAAUUCGUAAGGGCCUUGGGCGAUACAUUUCAUCUGGAAUGCUUUACUUGUCACGAUUGCGGUAAGAUUGUGGCCUCCAAGUUCUUCCCUGUCCCAGAGAAACCUCCAGGCCAGUUCCCGCUCUGCGAGACGGAUUACUUCCGUCGUCUCGAUCUCCUCUGCUUCACGUGCGGCCAAGCUCUCCGGGGUUCCUAUAUUACCGCCCUUGAUCGGAAAUACCACAUUGAACAUUUUACCUGCUCUGUCUGUCCUACAGUUUUUGGAGCUUCCGAUAGCUACUACGAGCAUGAAGGCAGCGUCUAUUGCCACUACCACUACUCGACUAAAUUUGCCCAGCGGUGCAACGGCUGCCAAACGUCAAUUCUCAAGCAAUUCGUCGAGAUAUUCCGGAACGGCCAGAACCAGCACUGGCACCCGGAAUGUUACAUGAUCCACAAGUAUUGGAAUGUCCGACUUCACUCCGCAGGUCAGCCAAUCAUCGAAGCGCAGGAUAGCGACCGUGACGCCAACGACCAGUUACGCGAGGCCGUGCGCAAGCAAGAAGAAGAGAUCGAAGCCAAGGUCAAUUGGAUUUGGAAGACGCUGUCUGCGUUCGAGGAGAAGUCAGCCACGUGUAUUUCUGACAUGCUUCUGCACGUUAGCAAUGGCGCAUACGUUGAUGGCGUCAUGGCAGCGAAGAAGUUCAUCGUUCAUAUCGAGCUUCUAUUUGGCGCUGCGGAUGACCUGGACGCGCAACUUGUUGCUGUCACACCCAAGGGCCUCACUUACUCGCGCGAAUCCAAGUUGCUGUGCAAGAAGGUCGUCGCUUUCUUUGCACUUUUGACCCAGUCGCAAGGCACAGGCGUUCGACGGCUUGGUGUGACCCAGGAACUUUUGUCACUUGUGACAGGGCUUGCCCACUACCUGAAACUUCUAAUCCGAAUUUGCCUCCAGGGAUCCCUCAAGCUCGAGCGUGAGACCCGUAGCGCUCACGGCCUCACCAACUUUCUGGCACAAGUCAAUUCCCUGGACAACCGACUUGAUGAAGAGGCUGCUAAAGACCAGGCUGCCGAAUCAGCUGUGCUUGUUCCUCGAUGCGCAGAUGCCUGCCCUAUUUGCGAUGCGCAAGUCGAGGACAAAUGUCUGCACAAGGACAAUAUGUCCUUUAAUUAUGGCUGCAUGGUUUGUCGAGGCUGCGGUUUAGAUCUUCGCAGCAAUACCAACAGCGCUUACUGGAGCAACUCUCAGCAACAUGUUUUCUGCUCACAGUGCUCAGCCAACAUCCCAGAUGCGGAGUCUGGAUUUGUACAUGUCACGAAAUUGCGUCAAUACAUACACUUAUUGAAAGUGGCCCAUGCACGUCUUAUGGCGACUCUGCGUUCUAGCGGUGCACUUCCGCACACUUCAGACGAUCCAAAUCUCGCAGGGUAUGACUCAACUCAAGGUCAUCGUCCUGAGGAUCUGGAGCCUCCACACUUGCGCGCCGAUGCGAGGUCCAAAUCGUAUGGUGGCUCUGAAGCUCAAGCUCACAAUAAUGCUGCUUACGAGCAGUCCAUGUCCGACAUCAAGCGGCUGCGUUCCACGCGUCUCGACAAGCAUUUAUCGAGCACAAUGAAGCGUGCGCGCACAUCUAGAAUCAUCGAUGGCCCCGAAGCCUUUGAGCCCGGUGCAGAUGGCGCACAUGCUAGAGGUGGCAUGCAAAUAGUACAAGAACGAGACGGCCAGAGCGACACCGAGAAUGUGACGCUUGGUGUGAACUCUCUCGCACUGGAUGACAUUGCACGUAUGGCUGCACUAGAACAGCAGCGUGAGCAGCGACCAAAUGCUUUCCGCGCCGGCGGUAGUGCGCUCCUCGGCCAUGACCAAUCGAAACUCGUGAACGGCCAUCGACGUGAUCUCUCUGGAGGCCAGGACCUACAGCAUAUGAUGGACGCUCGACAGCGCACCUACUUCUCCGAGCUUUCCCCGUUGGAAUACUUCAAAUUGAAGGGCCUAGCUGUCCUUCAACUCGGGCUCCUUCUUGAUGAUAGCCAGUACAAUCAGGGGGAUCUUCUAGACCUUAUCGAGACGAAACGAACCAACUUUUGGGGCAAGAUUGGAUUAGGGAAAGCUUUCAAAAACGACAAAGCCAAACCAAAGAGCAAGAAUGCCAUCGUCGAGAAACCCGUAUCCGACAAAGCUACAUUCAGACAACCUCUGGAGAUGCUUGUGGAGAAGUACGGCGCGGAGUCCACUGACGGUGUUGGCCCGGGCACGCUGAAAGUUCCGGCACUUCUCCAGGAUGCCGUUACUGCCAUGCGAAGUAUGGACAUGUCCAUUGAGGGCGUUUUCCGUAAGAAUGGCAACCUGAAAGCUUUGCGAGAGCUUGAGGAGGAGAUCGAUGCAAAGGGCAUCGAGCAAGUGGAUCUCAAUUCAAAGAAUCCCGUCAUCCUAGCCAAUCUGCUCAAGCGUUUCCUGCGUUUGAUGCCCGACCCGGUGCUCACACUCAAACUCUAUCGUCUUUUCAUGACUGCUAACGACAUUCCCGACGAAAGCCAGCGCAAGAAGGUGCUGCACUUGGUAUGUUGUCUUCUUCCAAAGGCCCAUCGCGAUACUAUGGAAGUAUUAUUCUGCUUUCUCAACUGGGUGUCUUCAUUCCAUACGGUCGAUGAAGAGACGGGCAAUAAGAUGGAUACGUGGAAUAUUGCUACUGUGAUGGCACCAAACUUGUUACGAGAGAACAACGAUAAGGAGAUGAGGAACGUCGAUCAAGGCGCCGUACGAGUGGUGUUUGAACUGAUUGAAAACAACGAUGAGUUCUGCGAGAUCCCAGAGGACAUUCUUUUGCUUCUGACUGAUGCUGCAUCCCCCGAGUUAACGCCAAAGGAAAUUAUGCGGCAGUGGGAGCAGCGCGGCAAGAACCCCGUCACACCAUCUACCAUGCCCUCACCUCGAAAUCAGUCUGGACCUGCGUCUCGAAAGGACCAGCGCAAUGCGCCUCACAUCACGUCGGCAGACAACAAUCCACAAGGCCUUUCUAGUGAAUCUUCGGUCAGGCCUAUUGGCGGCGGCAGCAACCCUGCGUUUGCAACAUCGAACCCUCAGACGUAUGUCGAUCUGAGCAUGCCACACGCUCCCUACGGCCAAUCUGCCCCAGGUUCGACCGAAAGCCAUCGGACUGGGUCACCUCAUCGCCAUAGCUAUCGAGGGCCAGCUAUCCAAAAGCAAACCCAGCUUGGCACUGCCGGAGCAGGCUAAUGAAAGAAUUGGCGCCCUGCCAUAACCGGAGUAACGGACGGAGCUGAUUUAUUUUUUCUAUUUUCGACCCUCGCAAAAAGAUACCAACAUUGCGGAGAUACCUUUCUUGAGCGAAAAUCUUUGUCAUCGGUUCGGCACGGCAACUCUUUGC
Aaosphaeria arxii CBS 175.79 is the source of this 3808-nucleotide messenger RNA. Its product is annotated as RhoGAP-domain-containing protein. Gene Ontology annotation, biological process: signal transduction; actin cytoskeleton organization. Lineage: Eukaryota; Fungi; Ascomycota; Dothideomycetes; Pleosporales. The record is from RefSeq and is a predicted model, not a curated record. Gene Ontology annotation, cellular component: cytoplasm. The transcript is spliced from 5 exons. The coding region runs from base 166 to 3657 and encodes 1163 amino acids.